Pimephales promelas (fathead minnow) is the source of this 1033-nucleotide messenger RNA. RefSeq names its product ADP-ribosylation factor 4. NCBI's taxonomy places the organism in Eukaryota, Metazoa, Chordata, Actinopteri, Cypriniformes, Leuciscidae. The record is from RefSeq and is a predicted model, not a curated record. Gene Ontology annotation, molecular function: GTP binding; GTPase activity.
UCACACCAACAUCACACUAUCAGUCUGAGCCUCGUCCUCUGGACAUUUAUUUUCCCUGAAUACCGCAAACAGCCUUUUCAUCAGCACUUUUAAAAAUGGGCAUCUUCUUCUCUAACCUUUUCGCACGUCUCUUGAAGAAGAAAGAGAUGAGGUUGCUUAUGGUUGGUCUGGAUGCAGCAGGGAAAACCACAAUCCUCUACAAACUCAAACUUGGUGAAGUUGUCUCCUCUAUUCCAACUAUUGGCUUUAAUGUUGAGACAGUUGAAUAUAAAAACAUCUCCUUCACGGUGUGGGAUGUCGGCGGUCAGAGUGUCAUCAGAGGUCUCUGGAGACAUUACUAUCAGAACACCGAGGGUCUGAUCUUUGUGGUGGACAGCAGUGAUCCUGAGAGGAUUGAAACGGCAGCAGAGGAACUAAAACUGAUGAUGGAGGAGGAUGAGAUGAGAGACGUGGUUCUGUUAGUUCUUGCUAACAAGCAGGAUUUACCCAAAGCCAUGACAGUCUCUGAGCUGACAGACAGACUGGGUUUACACACACUGAGAGGAAGACAGUGGUUCGUUCAGCCCACAUGUGCGGUUCAAGGAUCAGGUUUAUAUGAAGGACUGGAUUGGCUCUCGGAUCAACUGUCCAAACGUGAAAACGAUAAAUCGUAACUGAAUGUGUAUAUUAUGUCUCUUUUUUUUUUUUUUUUUUUUUUUUUGAGAAAUUAAUGGAAUAUCUAGUUCACUAAAUUCGGUAGGCUAUAGUUAAUUUAACUUAAAAUCAUUUGGCCUAAUUUUGGUUCUAAUGAUCAUGGACUUGCCUACCUUCAAUAUGUGCCUUUCAAAUACAGAAUGUAUAUGACUGAAUUCAUAAAUGAUGCACUACUGCUGUACUAUGUAUGCACUAUUAUUUUGUUCUAUUACUAUUUCUGCUGUAUUUCGUGUACUGUUACUGUAAUGUGUUAUGAGUCAUGUUUGAAUUGUUUUAGUGUGUGUUCUGGAUGAGCUGAUGUCAUGAAGUAUUGAUCUGUGCCUUUAAAAUAUCUAGAAUA